CCCCCUGCUUCUGUCCGCAGGCGAGCUGCUCCGGCGUCAUGCAGGCGGCGUAGCGGUCAUUGCCCGAGGCUGGGCGCCUUUCGAUAUUCUAGUAUUUCUCAGGCUUCCUUCUUUUGGGCCCUGCUGCUGCGGGCACAGAGAACAGUAGGAUUCCCCUCACCUAGCCAUCGCCAGCCAUGUCCGCAAGGGAAGCUGCAGCCACCGCGAUGACAGAGGCCGAAGAACCCGGAGGCAGAAAGAACUCCAGCAGUCCCCGCCCAAUCCCGGUGGUUGGGGUGGUGACAGAGGACGAGGAGGCUAAGGGUAUGUUCAAGCCUAUGGACCUUAUUCGUAUCAUCAAACUCCUUGAAGAAACUGAUAAAGAUGAUUUAGAAGAAAAACAACUUAAAUCUGUCAAGAAAUUGGUACAGUAUUAUCAGAAUGGACUUCCUUUAAGGGAUUUAGCACAGAUAUUUAAAGUUCUGAGUCUAUGUGCAGAAAAAAUUGAAAAUCAGCCUCAUUUUAUAGACUCUACAUAUGAUAUCCUAAAAUUGUGUGGCUUGCCAUUUUUGAAAAAGAAAGCAUCGGAUGAGAUAACUUAUGCUGAAGACACUGCUAAUUCAAUUGCGCUUCUAGGUGACUUAAUGAAAAUUCCAAGUUCUGAAUUGAGGAUACAAAUCUGUAAGUGUAUUGUUGACUUUUAUCAUGCAGAACCUCCUAAGAAGCAUAUUCCAGGUUAUCAGCAAGUUAGUUCAUCAUUCAAGAUUCAAAUGGCUGAAGUUGGAGGACUGGCAAAAACAAUGGUCCAAUCAAUGACUUUGCUUGAAUAUCAACUUGUUGAGAAACUUUGGGUACUUAAAGUUCUGCAACAUCUCUCAACUUCUGAAGUUAAUUGCACUUUAAUGAUGAAAGUACAAGCAGCCAAUGGAAUCUGUGCUCACCUCAAUGACCCAGAUCCCUCUGGACAGCUUCUAUUUCGUUCCUCAGAAAUACUGUGGAAUUUGUUGGAAAAAUCUUCGAAAGAAGAAAUCAUACAGCAGCUUAGUAACUUGGAAUGUUUGCUGACUCUGAAGGAAGUAUUUAAAAAUCUGUUUAUGAGAGGUUUCAGUCAUUAUGAUCGUCAGCUUAGAAAUGAUAUUUUAGUGAUCACUACAAUUAUAGCUCAAAACCCUGGCGCACCAAUGAUUGAAUGUGGCUUUACCAAGGAUUUGAUACUAUUUGCAACCUUUAGUGAAGUUAAAAGUCAAGAUCCUCUGGUAAAAGGUCUUAAGCUUUCUAAUUCCUAUGAAGAUUUUGAGUUGAAGAAAUUGCUAUUCAAUAUCAUUGUGAUCUUAUGUAAAGACUUACCUACUAUACAGCUGUUAAUUGAAGGCAAAGUUAUUUUGGCUUUGUUUACUUAUGUUAAAAAGCCUGAGAAACACAAAAUAAUUGAGUGGUCUGCAGCUCAGCAUGAAGAAUUACAGCUGCAUGCAAUGGCCACUUUGUCAUCAGUGGCUCCUUUAUUAAUAGAAGAAUAUAUGUCAUGCCAGGGAAAUGCUCGAGUCCUUGCAUUUCUGGAAUGGUGUGAAAAUGAAGAUCCUUUCUUUAGUCACGGUAACAGUUUUCAUGGGACAGGUGGCCGUGGCAACAAGUUUGCCCAGAUGCGUUAUAGCUUAAGACUACUGAGAGCCAUGGUCCACCUUGAAGAAGAGACUAUAAACGUGGAUCUGUGUGAAAAGGGAACAAUUCAGCAACUGAUAAGAAUCUUUAAAACUAUAAUAAGCAAGCCUAAUGAAAAGGAAGAGGCCAUUGUUUUGGAAAUCCAGUCUGACAUACUACUUAUCUUAUCUGGUCUUUGUGAAAAUCAUCUUCAAAGAAAGGAAAUUUUUGGAACUGAAGGAGUAGAUUUAAUUCUUCAUGUAAUGAAAACAGACCCUAAGAAGUUCCAGAGUGGCUUAGGUUAUAAUGUACUUCUUUUUAGUACAUUGGACAGCAUUUGGUGCUGCAUUUUGGGAUGUUAUUCCUCAGAGGAUUACUUUCUUGAAAAGGAAGGCAUAUUUCUCCUUUUGGAUUUAUUGGCAUUGAACCAAAAAAGAUUCUGUAAUCUAAUACUUGGAAUAAUGGUUGAAUUUUGUGAUAAUCCCAAAACUGCGGCUCAUGUCAAUGUGUGGCGAGGGAAGAAGGAUCAGACAGCUGCUAGUCUUUUAAUUAAAUUGUGGAGAAAAGAAGAAAAAGAACUAGGAGUGAAGCGUGACAAAAAUGGGAAGAUCAUUGAUACAAAGAAACCUCUAUUUACUAGUUUUCAAGAAGACCAAAAAUUCAUGCCACUGCCUGCUAACUGCCCAUCUAUUGCAGUAAUGGAUGUUGCUGAGAAUAUCAGGGCAAAAAUUUAUGCUGUGUUGGGCAAACUAGAUUUUGAAAAUUUACCUGGCCUCUCUGCUGAAGAUUUUGUCACCCUCUGUAUCAUACAUAGAUACCUUGAUUUUAAAAUUGGGGAAAUAUGGAAUGAAAUAUUUGAAGAAAUAAAAUUGGAAAAAUUAAGACCAGUCAGUACAGAUAAAAAAGUUUUGGAAACUAUUACAACAGCAUCAGAAAAUAUUGGAAAGAUGGUUGCUUCUCUGCAAAGUGAAAUGAUUGAAAGCCAAGUACGUCAAGACGUGCAAAAUGAACAAAAAGUAUAUGCAAAAAUACAGGCCACACAUAAGCAAAGAGAGUUGGCUAAUAAAUCAUGGGAAAAUUUCUUGGCUAGAACAUCAAAUGCUAAAACUUUAAAGAAAGCAAAAAGGCUUCAGGAAAAAGCUAUAGAAUCCUCUAGAUACAACGAGCGACCACAGAAUGCAACAUUUCACCAAACAGAUAUUAAAGGCCUAAACACGACGGUGCCCUCUGGUCGGGUAGUAACAGUUGAAAGCACUCCUGCUCGAUUCAUGGGAGGACCUCUGGCUGAUACAGACAUUGCUCUUAAAAAACUUCCUAUUAGAGGAGGAGCCUUACAGAGGGUAAAAGCAGUUAAAACUCUGAAUGAGCCAAAGAAGAGUAUCCCUACAUAAUAUACUCUAAAGACUUUUUGAAAUAAAUUCUGCUUAUA
Messenger RNA from Tupaia belangeri chinensis (Chinese tree shrew), 3046 nucleotides. RefSeq names its product cilia and flagella associated protein 69 (gene CFAP69). The transcript is spliced from 23 exons. Gene Ontology annotation, biological process: olfactory behavior; positive regulation of flagellated sperm motility; response to odorant. Gene Ontology annotation, cellular component: sperm midpiece; non-motile cilium. The coding region runs from base 177 to 3008 and encodes 943 amino acids. The record is from RefSeq and is a predicted model, not a curated record. NCBI's taxonomy places the organism in Eukaryota, Metazoa, Chordata, Mammalia, Scandentia, Tupaiidae.